Macroventuria anomochaeta is the source of this 321-nucleotide messenger RNA. RefSeq lists its product as uncharacterized. Lineage: Eukaryota; Fungi; Ascomycota; Dothideomycetes; Pleosporales; Didymellaceae. The annotation marks the transcript as partial. The transcript has a single exon. The record is from RefSeq and is a predicted model, not a curated record.
UUCAAAGCUUUGUCCUAUGCCUGGGGGAGCACAGAUACUCCUCAAGCCGAGCUUGUUAUGAGCAGUACCAGCUCCAAUUACAAUUCUGGCACACUAGGCGUACAACGGAAUCUGUAUGAAGCAUUGCGAUAUCUUCACUUUCCGACUAAACGCCAAACAUUAUGGAUGAACGCGAUAUGCAUCAACCAAGAAGAUUUGGACGAGAUGAACAAGCAAAUCAAACGAAUGAAGAGCCUUUACGAAAUCGCGCGUCAUGUUGUUGUUUGGCUCGGUCCAAGUUCAGAUAACAGCGAUCUUGAAUGUUUGACGUUGUCACGUUAG